Messenger RNA from Paramormyrops kingsleyae, 2937 nucleotides. RefSeq names its product delta-like protein 4. The record is from RefSeq and is a predicted model, not a curated record. Gene Ontology annotation, cellular component: membrane. Gene Ontology annotation, molecular function: calcium ion binding. Lineage: Eukaryota; Metazoa; Chordata; Actinopteri; Osteoglossiformes; Mormyridae. Gene Ontology annotation, biological process: cell communication; Notch signaling pathway; multicellular organism development.
UAAAGUGGGCGGGGUUUACAGAUGGACAAUUUAUAUAAUGAGCUCGCGGACAGAAAGCAUAUAUAUAUAUAAACCACGGAGAACAACAUGCCGUUUGCUUAUAGAAACUGUGCGCCGGCAAGGAGCUUUUGUGCGUUUUUCUGAAGAAAUUCAGAGGACAUUUCCUCCUCGACCGUGCAUAGGCCGCCUACUCCGUGAUAAUUGGGAGUGCAAAAUAAGGAAAACGAAAAGCUCAGACUGGGUAUGCGCAUGUGAAUAACUGGGAUUUCAGAUCGUCUGAAGUUCUUACAACUGGAUGAACAAUAUUUGUUGUUGAAAAUGGAUGUGUCCACUUAAACUGUUGCUGUCAGUUUUAAAGUUUGCUGCGUGGACCUGGAAUAUAAUCUCUCGGGUCUUUUAAAGACAAACUCGUCUGUUCUGGGGAAGUGGACAGGAUGUCAGCUUGGCUCACCUUUGCGGUUGCAUUUAACCCGAUCGUUUUAGCACAGGUGUUCGAAUCCGGUGUUUUCGAGCUUAAUCUUCUUGAGUUUAAGAAUAAUAUGGGGUUGCUGGCGAAUGGCAAUACGUGCAAACCAGACUGCAGGACUUUUUUCCGAGUUUGCCUGAAGAAUUACCAGACUGUGGUGUCCCCAGGUAACUGUAUCUUCGGCAGUGUCGUUACUCCCGUCUUGGGGACAAACUCUUUCAGCGCAACGGAAGGUGGCAGCGUAAACAGACUGAUUCGCCUGCCGUUCACUUUCGGAUGGCCGGGGUCAUUUUCUCUAAUUAUUGAAGCGUGGCAUUCGCUUUUAACAGACGUACCUACCGGCCCAAAUGACCCUGAGUUAUUGAUAAGCCUCUUUGCUAUCCAGAGAAAGUUGGACGUGGGUGAUGGGUGGCGUGAGGAGAUGCAGAUUGGGAGGCAGACGCAGCUCCGCUACUCCUACCGCUUUGUCUGCAGUGAGCAUUACUAUGGCGACAGCUGCUCCAGAAAAUGCUCCCCCCGGGACGACCGCUUCGGCCACUAUACCUGCACCGCAGACGGCUAUAUUUCCUGCCUCCCGGGCUGGAAGGGAGAAUACUGUGUAGAGCCAAUCUGUCUUGAGGGGUGCAGCAAGCAAAAUGGAAACUGCUCUAGACCCGGUGAAUGUCUGUGCAGAGAUGGCUGGCAGGGCGCCCUCUGUGACCAGUGCAGGAAGUACCCCACCUGUAAACACGGCACCUGCCAACAGCCCUGGCAGUGCAACUGUGAGGAGGGCUGGGGGGGGCUCCUCUGUGACCAGGAUCUGAACUACUGCACCCACCAUAAGCCCUGUCGCAAUGGCGCCACCUGCAUGAACACAGGCCAGGGCAGCUACACCUGCACCUGCCCACCUGGCUUCACCGGUGCCGACUGCCAGCUGGGGGCGCCGGAGUGCAGCAGCAGCCCCUGCCAGAAUGGGGGGGAGUGUGUGGACCUGGAAGAUGGCUACCGGUGCAUCUGUCCAAGAGGCACGGACGGGGCCCACUGCCAGCACCGGCUGCUCACUUGUGCCGACGUCCCCUGCUUCCACAGUGGGAGGUGCAGGGACAAGCAGGGCGGGCAGGGUUAUGUCUGCGAGUGCCCCUGGGGCUUCACCGGGCUUAACUGUGAGAGGAGGCUGGACCGGUGCUCAUUGCUGCCAUGUGCUAAUGGUGGCUGGUGCGUCCUUCAGAGCGGCCGGCCUGUAUGUAGCUGUCCGGCAGGAUUCACGGGUCCUCGCUGCGAGAUCAACACCAACUGGUGCAAUGGAAGCCCCUGUGCCAAUGGGGGCACCUGCGUGCCUCAAGCCAAGGACUACAGCUGCGCCUGCCCCCCCGGGCACACGGGCCGGCGCUGUGACACACCAACCGAGCCAUGCGUCGCCCAGCCCUGCCUACACGGCGGCACCUGUCUUGGCAACAGUACCGGCCAAUCACCAUCCUGCGUCUGCCCCACCCACUACACCGGCCCCAACUGCCAGUACCACGUCAUGACCCUGCCUCUCGCUCCUAGCCAAGAAGAGCCCAGGAGCGCCCUCCAGUGGGCGGCCAUGUCCAUGGGAGUCGGGCUGGUCAUCCUGCUGCUGCUGUUAAGCAUGGUGGCUGUCGCACUGAACAAAAUCCACCGGCAGCGAAAUGGGGAGAGACGCGACGGCGAUGCUGUGAACAACAUGCCUCAUGUGGACAAGGACAACCUGAUACCCACCCUUCAGCUAAAGAAGACCAACGAGAAGGUCGCCGUGGAGGACGGCUGCACUCAGGGGAAAUCCAACCAAAGACACAGCAGCUACCACUUGGACUACAACUCCGCUAAAGACUUCAAGGACGACUGGGCAGCUGGUGAAAAGAGACAGAGCAAUGAAAGAAGGAUAGGAGGGAAAAUACCUUUAAGUAGAAUGUACAGUGAUGUGAUUUGUGAUUGCAGCGAGACGCCGAAGUGUAAAAUAUCAACAAUAUGCUCCCCUGGAGAGUCAACAUAUCAGGCUCUGUUUUUAAUAGCAGACAGGAGUAACCGGUGUUUUACAGUAACUGAGGUUUAAACUCAGAAGGACUGAAUAGAAGAGGCACCAAGGCGACAGCCCUCAGACCUGUUUACAUGUGCGAGUGUGUGUGCAAAUACUGUACAUGUUGGAGAUGUUGGAGUUAAUAAUGUAUCGCUGCUCUUAAGGACUGAAGAGAAUGGACACGUGUCACGUUAAGGCGACGUGAUUUAUUCAUGGUAAAAAUGUCCCAGAGACUAAACAAGAAAAUUAAUUUGGGUGAUUUUGGCCCAAAAAUCAGCCAUGGAACAGCGACAGGAGACGUCGCUGAUUGUGAACCCCUCCUAUGCAAAACUAUAACACAAUAAACUGUUUCAUCAAAUAUAUGGUUAAUCAAGUAUGAGGUCUUAGGAAAUAAUUUGGACAGCUACCCAUAUUUUACACUUCAUAUGAAUAAAUCAAACACUUAUAAUGCUCA